UUCCGGUCGACUAACUCGCGAGCGCCCUCUGGGACCUUAACAAAUCCAGGAAGUAGGCUACUGGAAUUCAAAGAAUGUGAGUUGUUCACAGCCUCUCUGAGAAGUUCAGAUCACGCUUUCACGCCACAGAUAUCUAGACGGUUGGUGCUGACAAUGUCUCAGGUGGAUAAACUUAAGCAAGGUCAGUUCACCAACCCAGAGACACCUGGAUAUGUUGGAUUUGCAAAUCUGCCCAACCAAGUCCAUCGAAAAUCUGUGAAAAAAGGCUUUGAGUUUACGCUCAUGGUUGUUGGAGAGUCUGGCCUGGGGAAAUCAACCUUGAUCAACAGUCUGUUCCUCACUGAUCUCUACCCUGAGAGAAUCAUUCCUGGAGCAGCAGAAAAGAUUGAGCGCACUGUGCAGAUCGAAGCUUCCACAGUUGAGAUCGAGGAGCGUGGUGUGAAGCUCCGUCUAACUGUGGUCGAUACACCUGGCUACGGAGAUGCCAUAAACAGCCAAGACUGUUUCAGUACCAUUAUUUCCUACAUUGAUGACCAGUUUGAGCGUUACCUGCAUGAUGAAAGUGGCCUAAAUCGCAGACACAUUGUUGACAACCGUGUCCACUGCUGUUUCUACUUCAUCUCCCCUCUGGGACAUGGGCUGAAACCGCUUGAUGUUCAGUUCAUGAAGGCUAUUCACAAUAAAGUGAAUGUUGUGCCUGUGAUUGCCAAGGCUGACACCCUCACUCUGCGUGAAAGAGAGAGACUGAAACGAAGGAUUCUUGAUGAGAUUGAUGAACAUGGCAUCAAAAUCUACCAUCUGCCUGAUGCAGAGUCUGAUGAAGAUGAGGACUUUAAAGAACAGACCAGAAUUCUGAAGGCCAGCAUUCCGUUUGCAGUGGUGGGGUCAAACCAGCAGAUUGAAGCCAAAGGAAAGAAAGUGCGUGGGCGGUUGUACCCAUGGGGUGUGGUAGAAGUGGAGAACCCGGAACAUAACGACUUCCUCAAGUUGCGCACCAUGCUCAUUACACACAUGCAGGAUCUACAGGAGGUGACCCAGGAUUUGCACUAUGAGAACUUCCGAUCUGAACGCCUGAAACGCGGUGGCAGGUUGUCUUCCCAUGGUUAUGUUUUGCCUCUCUCGCCUGUGAAGGGCCCAGAACCAUCAGAGGAGAUGGACAAGGAUAUUAUCCUGCAGGAGAAGGAAGCUGAGCUCAGACGCAUGCAGGAAAUGAUUGCUAAAAUGCAGGCACAGAUGCAGAAGCAAGGUGAUGGAGAUGGAGAUGGCCUGCAUGCUUGAAGGGCAUAACGCCUGAAGGGUGCAUAGCUGCCACUUAAGAUGGGAUGGAAGGAAAACUUGCUAAAGUGCGGAAAAGUAUGGCUUGCCAUGGUUUUAUUUUAGGUAUAACUCCUGUGUGGAAUUUUUGUAUUUUCAAUUGUAUUUUUUUGUAAGCAGUAUUACAUUUUGUAUUAUGCAUAUACUGUUACAUUACAUUUAAUAUUUGACUGAAUAUAAUCCAAAUGAAGAAUUAUGCUUGUAUUUUCUCCAUUUUGUUUCGUUUCUUUUUUUUUAUAUUGCUGUUAAGAGCCAUACACACACACACACACACACACACACAUACUUUUUUUUCAGUGUGCACAUCUGUUGCAGCAUUUACGUUUCCACCACAAUUUAAAUAAUUUGAUUGUUAUUCCCUGUUAUACCUUGCCUAAAUGUAUCACUAACCUGUUUUAGUAUGUGGCCAAAUGUGUUUUGGACAGCUGUUUAGAGAGGGUUUGUAAAGAUUGGUAUAUUGAAAAUGGGGCAGUUUGGAAUAAUAAUUGGAUUAUAGUGGAGAUGAUGGAUUCUGUCAUUGCUGUUAACUUUUGAAUAUGUGCCUCUGUCUUGUGUCUGUCUCUGCCUGAUAGUGCUAUGUUGUUGUUUAGGAAUGUGAAGUAUCAUAUUACAUUUGAAAAAUUGGGUACAUGCAACAACUAUCCAGUAUUGAGUCCUCCCUUAAUUAACCAUUUUUUUCAUUGGGUUGGUCUGUUACAAAAGGUUAUGUAUUUGUGUAGUUUUAAAUGGUAAGUAACAGAUAUAUAAAUGUGGAUGCUCUUUCCUGCGUCUGUGUAUGUGAAUUUCCAAUGCUGUGCUUGAACCUCCACUGUUAAUCAAUGUAACAUUCCAGUCUUCCCCUUUUAUUCAUGAACUUUAUAAUAAACAAAUAAAAAACAAGAAAUCA
This is a messenger RNA of Alosa sapidissima (American shad), 2200 nucleotides long. It is a transcript of the gene septin2, whose product is annotated as septin 2. Gene Ontology annotation, biological process: cilium assembly; cytoskeleton-dependent cytokinesis; cell division. The transcript is spliced from 13 exons. NCBI's taxonomy places the organism in Eukaryota, Metazoa, Chordata, Actinopteri, Clupeiformes, Clupeidae. The record is from RefSeq and is a predicted model, not a curated record. Gene Ontology annotation, molecular function: GTPase activity; GTP binding; molecular adaptor activity. The coding region runs from base 154 to 1278 and encodes 374 amino acids. Gene Ontology annotation, cellular component: microtubule cytoskeleton; septin complex; synaptic vesicle.